AUGCGAUUACCAUUUAGCAAAAAGGAUAGCAAUGUUAUAGAACUCCCUAAACCAUUCUCAUCACAUUCACGCGAGGAUAGCAGCAGUAGCAGCAACGCAUCAACAUCAUUAUCACUUACAGCGCAAGCGCCGAUAAAAGCUAAAAGGAAACGAGCUAACGCCUAUCAACUUGAACGGCUACAGAGUUGCUACGACGCCAACCCAUUCCCUUCGAAUGACGAAAGGCAAGCACUAGCAACUGAGCUCAAUAUGUCUCCGAAUUCAGUCAGGAUCUGGUAUCAAAAUAAGCGACAAGCUCUACGGAACCACGAGAAAGCCCAGAGUUUAUCUCCAUAG
Wallemia mellicola CBS 633.66 is the source of this 336-nucleotide messenger RNA. RefSeq lists its product as hypothetical. Gene Ontology annotation, molecular function: RNA polymerase II cis-regulatory region sequence-specific DNA binding; DNA-binding transcription factor activity, RNA polymerase II-specific. Bases 1 to 336 code for a protein of 111 amino acids. NCBI's taxonomy places the organism in Eukaryota, Fungi, Basidiomycota, Wallemiomycetes, Wallemiales, Wallemiaceae. Gene Ontology annotation, biological process: cell differentiation; regulation of transcription by RNA polymerase II. The record is from RefSeq and is a predicted model, not a curated record. The transcript is spliced from 2 exons.